ACAUCACUCCCUUUCUCUAACAAAGAAUUCACAAGCAACAACUGCACACUCUCCUCUUUUUUCAGACAGCCACACAAAGAACAUUUAUUUCCCUGAAAGCUCUGUCCAGUUAAAAAGAUCUUUUUUUAUUUAUUUUAUUUUUUUUUAUUUUUUUUCUUUAUUCCAUUCAUACAAAGAUAAUCCAACCAUUCCUUCCCAAUGACUGUCUCAACUUUUGCCGCCCAGCCGUUAGAUACAACGACCUCACACACAUCCUUCAUUUCCUCCACCUCUACAGUCAAAAAGAAUGGUGCAGCCAUCGGCGUAAAACAUGGGGAGCGACUGCUAAAGCAACAGCAACAGCAACAGCAGCAGAAACAGCAACCUCUGUCUACCACCACCGCCACAGCUGUUUCUACCUCCUCCUCAACGUCCACACCCAUGUCACCGCCAGGUCUGUUCAUACCUAUGUGGGAUUAUGAUCGAUUUCCAGUUGGACCUUCUCUUCGAGAGCGACGAUCGCAUGAACAACAGAACCCUUUUCUGAUCGACUACAGCAAUGUACCAGAACCAUUGUCGUACAACUCUCACAGCAACCAAGCAAGUCGACGUGAAAGCAGAGAAGAUAGUCGUAAUACUAGCGCUCACGACCUUGUUGCUGGAUCGUCGUCGCCGUCCCUUUCUCCUUCUCCAUUUGUAGAUACUGAUGCAGAUGCAGAUGGAUACAAAUAUGGACAUCCAUCCUUGACGAUCUUCAUACCCGACCAGCACCAUCCUCAGUCUCAUUCCCUUCGUCAUAACCAUCCUGCUGCUCACGCCUUUGGUCAGCAAAAUCCUCCCGCAACUUUGAGCAAAUUUGAUCAGUACAAGGCACAAAUGAUGCGCUCAACAAUGACCUCUACCCGUACAACUGCUCCUGCUGCUGCUGCCGCUGCUGCCACUACUGCUGCGACCUCCUCGUUUUCUGCAGCUUCACCUGCCUCGUCCUCAUCAUCGUCCCCUUCAUUCCCUUCGUCUCCUCAACGUGCAGAUGCAAGAGACAUUACACCACCUUCAUCCGUUCCAAGCAAAAAAAAGCGAUUGAGCGUGUUAUUCAAGGCCACCUCGUUAUCAAAAAAGUCCAAGGUGGCGUCUUCCAAAGCGGAAGCUGCUAGCAACCUCGGCCAAGGGAUCCGUAGGCAUUCUUCGCCGAGUUCGAGAUUGCCCUCGUCGGGCUCAUUACAAUCCUCCCUCCUAGGCGAGAAGCCAUCCCUUUCCAUGUCAUCGUUGGAUACAUCGCCUUCAAUGGCUGUGUCCCAAGGUCUAGAAAAUGGUCAUCUGUUCGACUAUCAAUCUGGACAGGAAGGAGGUGAAUUCAGCAAUGGCCCCUCGCAAUCACUUCCUACACAACCAUCACCUCGCUCUCCUCUCGAGGAACAGCAGGAUCGGUGGCGGGAGGAAUGGCUUCGGCAAUCUGGAGCGAUCCAUUCCUUGUUUCGAGAUCGACCUUCAAAGUUCAACUGCCCUCAUUGUGGCGCGAACAAGGUGGUGUCACAUAUUCAGUUUGUACCUGGAGUGAUGUCUUACUUGGUUGCGUUUGGUUUAUUGUUCCUAACCCUCGGAACAUUGUCGUAUUUGCCAUUCCGCAAGGGUCAUGAGGAAACCAAAGACUGUAUUCAUUGGUGCCCUGAGUGCGAUCAGCGCGUCGCUCGCUUUAACCGCGCCAACGCUACAUGGGAAUGGAUUUAAUUGCUGG
Messenger RNA from Lobosporangium transversale, 1714 nucleotides. RefSeq lists its product as hypothetical. The transcript has a single exon. The coding region runs from base 199 to 1707 and encodes 502 amino acids. Lineage: Eukaryota; Fungi; Mortierellomycota; Mortierellomycetes; Mortierellales; Mortierellaceae. The record is from RefSeq and is a predicted model, not a curated record.